AUGCUGACAAACACAGGCCCAGUGGCCAAACUCUACUUGUCCAUUAUUGAUGAUGUGAUUGACAGUAUGAGGGAGCUCUUCCUGGAUGAAGGGCUUGAAGAUCGGGUCCUGGACGACUUGAGACAUCUCUGGGAGUCAAAGAUGAUGCAGUCAAAAGCAAUGGAAGACUUCAGGCAAAACAAUAUCAACUCGUCCAACUUUGUGCUCCAGCUCCCUGCCAGCUACAAUCAGAGUGAUCAGGAGCUCACAGCCUCAGUUGUCAUCCCUGCCAGUCAGAACGUCCACAGCUUCCCAGUCAAGAACAGUUCAGAGACACUUGCUACUUUCUCUCUUCCUGCUGCGUUAGCUUACCCCGUGCAGAUACCAGCAGGAGUCACAUUACAAACAGCCUCCGGUCAGCUUUACAAAGUCAACGUUCCUGUUGUGGUUACUCAGGCCCCGGCAGGUCAGCAGCCUGUUUCCCACCCCACACAGAAAGUCACUGAAAGAAGAGAAGCUCCUGCAUCCCAUCCAGCUGCAGUCCAACCACAUCCCAUUCUUCCUCAUGAAGUAGAGCCGUCCUCUCUUCCAGCCUCUUCUGUCACACAGCCAAAGACCAGUUUAGCCCCAAGUCAGGAGAGCUGCCUUCCCCAGCUCUCUCCAGAGCCCGAGGGCACGCUGGCGGAAACUGAGCUGAGUCCACAACCUGAACCUGUGAACCUCAGUAUGACCGCCUCACCCAGCACUCAGUUAUUCGACUUCCAGAUCAGCGCCGAGGAGGUUUUGACACAGACGGCACAGACCAGAGACGUCGAUGACAUCCUGAAACAGGCCAUCGAGGAGGAGAGGGGGAAAGCAGAACGGCUUGACCUGGACUACAGCUACAGCGUCCUGUCAGACAUCGUUCAGCUGGAUGGCCCUGCAGACAACUCGGACCUCGAGGAGGGAGACGGGGUUCCCCUGGAAGAGAAUGACUUUCUGGGUAUAAUCAAUGCAGAGGCCAUAAAGGCCCUGCAGGAAGGAAAUGGAAGCAGUGAUGGUAACAGCAUCUCCUCCAGCAGUGACAGCGAGGGAGCAGAUGAUCUCGCUGAUGUAGAGGAGGAGGACCCUCUGAAUUCAGGUGAUGACGUGAUUGAGCAAGACAUCCCAGAUCUCUUUGACACUGACAAUGUAAUUGUUUGUCAGUAUGACAAAAUUCACCGCAGUAAGAACCGCUGGAAGUUUCAUCUGAAAGACGGAGUGAUGUGUUACAGAGGCAGGGACUACGUGUUCUCUAAAGCUGUCGGGGAAGCAGAGUGGUAAUGAGCUUUGGUCCUCCUGAACACAUCAGAUAAUCAUGCCGAAAAAGGAAACCCCAAUUUAAUAGGGGAAGACAAUCAGUAAAUUUAGACCUCUUGGUGGUGGUUUAAUUUGACUCACAGAGCAGGCAGUUAAGAAACCCCUGUGCAAAAUUACUGAUACUUGUUUUUUUUUCAUUAUGUAAUUAUCAGAGCAAUACCGCAAGUCAUUUAUGAUGUUCCAGCCAAUUACUUACAGUAUUGCUUGUGAAUCCAAUUUACUAAAACAAACAGCAUGAAUUUGUGUUGUAUUAUAUUUUGAUUAAAACAGUUUUCUUUAUUAGUGGAGCAAAACAUGGUUUGACCUCGAAUAUGUUUUCCUCUGUCAUGAUGAACAUGAUUCUUUGAAGAUAUCUAACAUGCUGUUCGA
Acanthochromis polyacanthus (spiny chromis) is the source of this 1686-nucleotide messenger RNA. It is a transcript of the gene gtf2a1l, whose product is annotated as general transcription factor IIA, 1-like. Gene Ontology annotation, cellular component: transcription factor TFIIA complex. The transcript is spliced from 9 exons. The coding region runs from base 1 to 1281 and encodes 426 amino acids. NCBI's taxonomy places the organism in Eukaryota, Metazoa, Chordata, Actinopteri, Pomacentridae. Gene Ontology annotation, biological process: transcription by RNA polymerase II; transcription initiation at RNA polymerase II promoter. The record is from RefSeq and is a predicted model, not a curated record.